GGCUGAGAAUUCAUCACAGAGAUGUUCACACGGAUCAUUCUCCAAAUUUCCAGAUUUUGCAACAAACUCUCCCUCCAAUUUUCCUCACACCAUUCUCACUUCUCAGCCUAUAAAUAACACUUCAUUCUCACAAGAAGGGGGAGGAGAAAAAUCACACUGUUAUGCUGCUAAAAUUCUACCAGAAUUCUCCUCCAAACUUUCAUACACAAACCUUCCAUUUCUGCACAAAUUACAACAGCCGAUCCACCACCAUAAUCACUUUCAGAUCUUCAUAAUCAUUCACAAUUAUCAGCAUCAUCAUCAUUUCAUACGCUUCAACAGAAUUCCAUAAAACUUGCAACCUAUAACAAACCUCCAUCAGAACUCAUCAACAACAACACCUACAUCGCAACGUCAUCUCCAAAUCUGCAUCUCUAUUUCAUCAACAAACACGGACACGACGAAGUGAUCAUCGCAAGUGUAACCGAGCCAACAAUUUCACGUCAUCAACUGAAUCACACAACCCGCUCUUGCGUCACGUUUCAUUCCACCUGCAGAUUAUUAGAAGCAAGCAUCACCGACGAAUCAUCAAUUGAAUCUGAAUCGCAUCUUCAGGGCGUAAGGAAGCUUAUUGUUUCGCCUCUGGUCUUCUCUUAUUGUCUCUGCUUUGAAUCCAGUUAGUUGUUGAUCGUCAAGCUGUUUCCUCAACACCGCUACGGAACUAGAGCUGCUGUUAGACAAAGAAUGGCAGACCAAGAGAAGUAUAACAUGGAAGUUAGAAUGGAAAUUGAUGAGUUGAAAUCAAGCAUGAUUAAGCUUACUGAGAUGAUGCAAGUGUUGAUGGCAAGGACUGAUCCACCUCAGAGAACUGUUAUUUCCGAAGUCGCAACUGCUGUUGUUGAUCCUUCACUUGCUCAGAAGCCACCUUCUACUUGGCCAGAAUUUGGGUUACCUGAGAAUUUCUCCCCAACAUAUGUCAAUGCUUCUAUGGUGGGUCAAACUUCGAGGCAGGUAUUUCAACCUCCAGUCUUUUCUGAACCUCCACCUGUUGUUCAUACUACUGCUCAAGCUGUUCCAGCUCGUUAUGACAAUCCUCUCUAUGAUUACCGUUCUGUUGGUUCUCGAAGUGUUAGUCAAGGAGAUUGUGGUGAAGUUGAAGAAGUCCGUGAGCAAUAUCAGGCAUUGGAAAAGAGACUAAGAGCUAUGGAAGGAAGCAAUUUCUUUAGUGUGAAUGCUGAUAAUAUGGGUCUUGUUUCAAAUCUUGUCAUGCCUUCCAAGUUCAAAGUUCCUGAGUUUGAGAAGUAUAAGGGGCAUACUUGUCCAAGAAAUCAUUUGACCAUGUACUACAGAAAGAUGACUGCUUAUACCAACAACCAAAAUUUGCUCAUUCAUUGCUUUCAAGAUAGUUUAAGUGGUGCUUCACUGAAGUGGUACAUGAGUUUGGAAAAGGGUUGUGUUCAAAGUUUCCAAGAUUUAGCUGAUGCAUUCAUGAAACAAUACAAGUAUAAUCUGGAUAUGGCACCUGACCGUCGUCAACUUCAGAAUAUGGCUCAGAAGGAAAAGGAAUCUUUCAAAGAAUAUGCUCAACGUUGGAGAGAAUUGGCUUCCCAAGUUGAACCACCUCUGUCUGAGAAAGAAUUGACUAGCUUGUUCAUGGAUACUCUCUCUCCUUUCUUUUGGGAGAAGAUGAUUGGAAGUGUGUCUUCAAAUUUCACUGAUUUGGUAACAAUUGGUCAAAGGCUAGAAGAAGGAAUUAAGAAAGGAAAAGUGUCUGUUGUUGUUGAUUCUUCAAAGAAACCUUUUGGGGGCUUCCAAAAGAAGAAAGAAGGUGAAACUAGUGCUGUUGAAAGGCCUCGACAAAGAGCUCAACAUUAUGGUCAACCUCAGGUAGCUGUUGUCCAAGUUCCUCAUCAGAAUACCGGUCAGAAUCAGAAUCGUGCUGCAAGGCCUAAAACAGAGUUCGAUCCUAUUCCAAUGACUUAUACUGAAUUGUAUCCUCACUUGGUUCAACUAGGCUUGAUUACUACAAGGUCUUUUACUCCUCGAGAUCCUCCUCCUGCUGGAUUCAGGGCUGAUCUUCACUGUGAGUACCAUCAGGGAGCUGCUGGUCAUGAUUUAGAGCAUUGUUACGCACUGAAGAUUAGAGUGCAAGAGUUGGUCAGGGGAAAGGUGAUAGAUUUCACGGCUCGUACUCCAAAUGUUGUCAACAAUCCUUUUCCAGUUCCUAACAAAUGAAGUUUCAAUCAAAGUCAGAUUCUCUCCUAAAGCCAAGUGUUUCAGACGGGACAGCUCAUCCUUGUUGCUGAUUAGUCAUUAGGCCAUGUUUCUUUACUGUUUGCAUUUCUUUCAAUUGUAAUGUCUGUUUACUUUUCAAACUUGUUUGUUUCCUACUGUUAAUUGUAAAUGAAAUGAGCAUUGCAUGUUUUGAUUCAAUUCUUCUCAUUUACUGCUUUAUUUCUUUCAAAAAAAAAAAAAAACAAAAAAAUAUGUUUCUUUUAUUUGUUUUAUUUACCAUGUUGUCUAUGCAAAGAUUUGAGGGAGGAUGAUGAAAACAAGAUACCCAUGAUUGCUGUUAGUGUGCUUUUGAAUAAAACUUUGCUGAUGAUGUACAGGCCUUGUUUCAAUUCCCAAACACUGGAGAAAUAAGGAAGUUAAUCCCUUGUCAACCCCUCAGAGCCUUCGAAGUUGGAGUUUUCUUUUUAAAUGAAAAAACCCGCAAUUUUAACCUGGGGAUGGGUAGUUUUCAGUUUAUUCAUCUUUGCAUUCAAAUACAAGAGUUUCAUUCAAGAUACCUUUCAAUAAGGUCGCAAUUUCAAGCUUUCCUUCGCACACGUCCAAGAAGUGUCGAAGACGUCCUUCAAAGUCAAAAGUGAUGAUGAUGGUUCUCCUCAAUUGUUAA
Molecule: messenger RNA, 2878 nt
Organism: Vicia villosa (hairy vetch)
Lineage: Eukaryota; Viridiplantae; Streptophyta; Magnoliopsida; Fabales; Fabaceae
Exons: 2
Coding region: 724-2214 (496 amino acids)
Source: RefSeq, a predicted model, not a curated record